GGGGAAAAAAUAAGACAUUUGGGUUGGAUUCUGUUGGGCUUGGUUUUUAUACUGUACGUUUCAGGGCAUGGCUCUAUAUUUUACUAUCUCAAAUGACACAUUGUAGCAUUUAGCAACAUACCCAUCCCCAUGGCUGGAAGAGGCAGAGGUCGUGGAAGGGGACAGAUGACCUUCAACCUGGAGGAUGUGGGCAUAGGAAGGGGGGACAGCUUGCCCCCCACCACCUUUAAGCCCUCACCCCUCUUCCCUCCCAUGCCAGUCCAGCCUGUGCCCCUGCAGACAGGAGAGGAGGUGGAGUACAUGCUUGCUCUGAAACAGGAGCUGAGGGCCGCCACCAAGACCCUGCCUUUCUACAUCAGACGGGCUGCUCCCAAAAGAGAUGUCGAUCGCUACUCUGAUAAGUACCAGAGCGGAGAGCCCAAGGACAGCACCAUCGAUUGGAGCCCAGACUGGAGCAGAUUGCCUAAAGAGCUUUGCGUUAAAGUGAGAGAACCUCGGGGUAAAAGACCCACACCUCAAGUUAAACGGACAAAGAAACCUCUUGUAGGAAAAGAGGAGAUUCUCACCAAGCUAGAGACUCUUGAAAAGAAAGAAGAGGCAGUGAACUCUGAGGAAGAGCAGGACGAGGAGAAAAAGAAGACAAACGAGGAAGAAGAACAGGCAGAUGAAGAGGACUAUGAGGAAGACUUUGAAGAGGAUACCGACUACAUCAUGUCUUACUUUGACAAUGGAGAGGAGUUUGGAGGGGACAGUGACGACAACAUGGACGAAGCCACUUACUGAGAGACCGUAAGAGUGUUAAUAACACUGAAUAGACAAAAAGAGACGGCUUUGAGUUAUCCUCCCUGCGGACAUAGUUACAGUAUUCUGAUUACUUGUGGAGUCAUUGGCCAUGGGAACAAAGACAUUGACCGGUAUAGUCUAAAACAUGGAAAGAACAAUAUGCUGCUAUGUGAUAACCUAGAUCCAAGACAUGGAAGACGGUGACUGCUGGUGAAAACAGUGGCUCAAUGUAGAAAUCUAGAGAGAAUAGUCAGACAUUUUUCUUAUUGUGUGUGGUGAUUUAAAGUGCCAAAGAUACUAACUAGUCAUGCUGACUGUUCCCCUUUCUUCAGCUAUGUUGAGGUAGUAAUGGGAGCUGAAGUAUUUACAGGAUAUUGAUGCCUUUUAUAACUUUAAUGGAUUUGAUGGUUUUAAUUAACACGUACAAUUGCAGCAGUCUAUGGUUUUUAAAGUAAAGAUGUUGUUUUAGAGAGGUAUUUUAGCUUUUGUAAUUCCUUGGUGUAAGUCUCUUUUUAAGUGUAUAUGACAAUCAAAUGUUGGCUAAGACAUUGAAAACAAUAGUUGCAAUCCAGAAAAAUGGUGUGUAAUUCUUUUUAAAUAUUUUUUUCCUGUAAUGUCAAAUUAUGUUAUGCAAGUUGACAAUUUGAAAGUGUUGAAUUUGAGUCUAAAUACAUUUUAUAGCUCCAGAGUAAAUAUUUGUAUCAACCAA
Messenger RNA from Oncorhynchus masou masou (cherry salmon), 1492 nucleotides. Its product is annotated as DNA-directed RNA polymerase III subunit RPC7-like. Gene Ontology annotation, cellular component: RNA polymerase III complex. The record is from RefSeq and is a predicted model, not a curated record. The transcript has 8 exons. The coding region runs from base 130 to 783 and encodes 217 amino acids. NCBI's taxonomy places the organism in Eukaryota, Metazoa, Chordata, Actinopteri, Salmoniformes, Salmonidae. Gene Ontology annotation, biological process: transcription by RNA polymerase III.